AUGGGUGAAAAAAAGUUGAAGCUCAAGUCGCAAACGGUACGGAACGUAGUACUUGGGGCCAUUCCCCCUCUAGUGUAUUUGCUUAAUCCGGAAAUUCGAAACGAAUCUAUUCCUCAGACUCCAAGCACUGGCGAUUCAGAUUGGGCACUGGUUACGCCUGUUACUCCCGCAAAGACUCAUGAUUUCCCCAUUCUUCCCACGCUCACUUCGUCCUCCUCUCGGGCGCUAGGAUCGCUAGUAUCCGCAUUCAAGGGCAUCCCAAACACAGAAACUUGGCCAAUGACGUCUCAGACUAUAGGGAUCUCUCAGAUAGAUUGGAGCGAAAAGGAGAGGCGCAUAUCUGUCCCCAUUUCCCAUCUUGACAAGGCUUGGGAGGCUCUGCCUGGUUCGGGUGGCUCUGUGAAGUCUUUGGAGUGGCUCCGGGAUAGCCGUGGGGUGGGACACGAAAGUGUCGUGCUUGAGGUUGAGGUUGAGGGUGGACCACAUCAAGUUUGGUACAUUUGUGUGGAAAGGUACCCAGACGGAGAUUUCGCCACAAUAUCCCCUACUAAAGAUCGAGUAGUCCGCCCAAAUUCGGUAGUCCGUGCUGAGCUAGAGUUCCCCGAUCGGCUGUCUUUUUCAUAUGUUCUUCGUGUGUUGGACAUUAUUGAACGAGCCUCGCCGGGCUACUUCUUGGUUGGACCUAACUGCUGGUUCUUUGCUUCGAUUAUUGUGGAGAUGCUGGAUAUGGGUAGAGGACCGCAUCAGACCAAGGCAGCCCGCUGGAUCAGAGGGGGAUGCCUCAAGUUGACCGAUCACUUCAUGACUAAAGAAUUAAACUACAAACAACAUUCUCAAAUCGAGCAGCAGUAA
This is a messenger RNA of Rhizoctonia solani, 852 nucleotides long. RefSeq lists its product as uncharacterized. The transcript has 6 exons. Lineage: Eukaryota; Fungi; Basidiomycota; Agaricomycetes; Cantharellales; Ceratobasidiaceae. The record is from RefSeq and is a predicted model, not a curated record. The coding region runs from base 1 to 852 and encodes 283 amino acids.